ACAUCAUCUCGUCAACUUAGGGCGCGUUCAUGCUUGAUUUUGAAGGCAGAAUGAGCGAUUUGUAACGCUCAUCGUAAACGCUCAUCGUAAUCGCAGUUCCACGGUGCACUGUUCAUGCUCACUUCUCCAGGCAAUUCUCCUUGGGUGGCCUUCAGCUGGAUUCGCAAACCUGUGUGCGCAUGCUACGUAGAUCCACUAGAGGUCAGUGCGUUGACCCCAUUUAAACGCGUUUACAAAUUGUAAACGCAUCUUUUUGUGAGUUUACGAUCGGCGAUCGUGAUCGCCGUUUUUCGGUGAUUCUACAAAAGUGAGCAUGAACGCAAUCGUGUUUUAAACUAAACGCGUAACAGAUGCCUGAUUCUGGCCGUCAAAAUCAAGCAUGAACGCGCCCUUA
Messenger RNA from Strongylocentrotus purpuratus (purple sea urchin), 394 nucleotides. Its product is annotated as WEE1-like CDK tyrosine kinase. Lineage: Eukaryota; Metazoa; Echinodermata; Echinoidea; Camarodonta; Strongylocentrotidae. The record is from RefSeq and is marked validated.